AUGAAAUCUUUAACUUUUAUUUUUUUACUAUUUGUUAUUUUUAAAAAAAAUUUAGUUGAAAACAUUAUUCAAAAGCAAGAUGUUUACUUAGAUGAUGAAUUCAAAAGUUUUACUUAUUUUUUUGCUUCAUCCCCAUCAGCAAAUUUUUUAUCUCGCAUUGUUCAUAGCGAUAACUCAAGAUUCGCUCAAGUUAAGAACAAAGCAGAUAUACUUGGUAAAACAAUAGACAAAGUAUAUUCAAUUAAUCAAGUUUCUAGUGUUAUUAUGAAAGUGUAUAUUACUCUUUUAUUGUUAUUUCUAUUACCUUAUUUUGCAUAUAUUGGAAUAUUUGGUUAUACAAGAGAUCAAGUAACCCUAACUUUAUCAUCUAUAUUAGCAUAUUUUGCGCUUUUAAUUGUUUUUUAUUUAACUAAUGGAAUUCUAAGUAUUGGAUUUGUCUGCUCAUUACCAUUAGUAUUUGGAUUAACAAUUUUUCACCUAGCUAAAUCGGAUUGUACAACUAAAGCAUUAUAUAAAAAUGUCAGAUAUAUCUUUUGCUUUAUUCUUGCUAAGUUAAUAUAUGAUAUUGGAACAAAUUUAAGUGGAAAUGAGUCAAAUUCUUUCGAUUACGGGUUUAGUGGAUUAAUUUACAUGAAUAUAUUAAAGGGGAAUAACUAUAUUAUUUUAAAAAUAGUUCAUCUAAUGGUACUCAGUUUUAUAGCAUUAAUUAUUAUUAAAUUGUUUUCUAAACUUUUUUCUAAUAAUUCACCUCAAAGCCCUAUGUUAAUGCAAUCAGACAGAUAUAUUAUAUCAUUCUUGUGUUCGUUACCUAUUGCUACAUGCUUCACUCAAAUUUUUUAUCUAAUAUAUAAAACAUUGAAUCCCAUAGAUCCUAGUAUAUUUUUUAUGAUUCCUAGUUCUAUAAAAUUUACAUCCAUAAGCACAACUUUUUCUUUAAUUACUUGGGUGAUAGUAACAUAUGUACUUAAUGUUUUGAGAAAUCUUGUUGAAACAGAUUAUAAUCACAUUCUGAAUAAACUUCCAAGUAAUAUAAGUGAAUUUUUAUAA
Molecule: messenger RNA, 1047 nt
Organism: Plasmodium gallinaceum
Lineage: Eukaryota; Apicomplexa; Aconoidasida; Haemosporida; Plasmodiidae
Product: conserved Plasmodium protein, unknown function
Exons: 13
Coding region: 1-1047 (348 amino acids)
Source: RefSeq, a predicted model, not a curated record